AUGGCGCACGCGCCGCACCCGCACGCCUCAGAUGCGGCCGCUCUGGAGUCGGCGCACGUCGCCGUAGACGAAGCGGAGUACGCGGGUGGUCGCGAGUCGCUCGCGUCGCAGGACACUGCCGCGGACGGGCGGCGGAAGAGCGGCAUCCCUCGUGGUCCGAGCUGGACUCCUUCUGAACAACUCGCCUCGCUCGACUCAUACUUCAGCGCGUGCGAAGUCGUGCAAGAGAGUAGGGAGGUCGAUCGAUGGCAAUACGCUAACAAGCAGUACCCCCAUUACGUUCGGGAGCUCGCCGCGUUGGGUCUGUGGAAACCAUCGACGACCGUACACGGCGCGAGGACGCCCGAGGAAUCCAUCGACGCACGUCGGUGCGAAGAAGUCAACGAACACGGUGUCGUCGGAGCGAACAAGACUGUGUUCGAACGUGGAAAGGCUGUGAAGGCACACGUGCUCAAAGUCGCGCACGUUUUCCGACGUGGUUUCAGAGCGUGCGGAAACCAACAAGGCGAGUCUGGAAAAGCCCGUCAGGACUUUUGGGACAAGCAAGAGAACGAAGCUUUGAAAGAAAAACAUUCAGAAGCGACCCUUGUGGUAUUCAGGUACGUGGCGCCAGACUCCCCGUAUCUCGAUCCCGCUGCGUACAGGACGCUGAAAGAACGGGCGAGACCGGAGUUCGCGCUAAGACACGAAGACAGGUGCACAUCGGCUGCGAACACUGCCAGUCGGUUACAGCAGCGCACAGCGGCGGCGACAGCACGUCGCGAGUCGGUACAUCCGAUAACCAUGGCGCCGGAUAAGUCACCUACGCGUGCUAUGAGAGAAGAGGCGCUCGAGCGACAGGUCAUCGAGGAAUUGCGUCGUACCAACGAUGUGCUUGAAAUGAUGAUGCGCUUUGUCACGCAAGGUGAACUUCAACUUCCAGCUCGAACGGGUUCUGAGGCGCCUUCCAAUGCGCCGGCUGACGAAGGCGAAGCGACUGAGCCGAUCGGAGCCGAAAACACGAUCAGUGCCGAGAACAUCCCCUCGAGCGUCCCACCGGUGACGCGUGGUGCACGCACGGGAUUCGCGUGCAACGGACGACAGCGAAAGAUGAAGUCAUCGCGUCGUCGCUUCCUUCUUCGUAACAGCAGCAGGUGGAGGAAGCAACGCUGGCGCUGUACGAGCGCGAUAACUGCGCAUAGUGCCGCAUACUUCCUGUUCACAUCCAUCGUCAGUGCGCGGUCGACUCAAGCGAUGCGUUGUGCCGCCGGCGAACAUACGAACGUCCGGAAACGACUUUUUUUAAACCCUUUCCUCAUUCUUGCCCGCGUCGCGCCCGCGCACGUCCACGCGCCUAUACGUCCAGCGGCACGACGCGUGCGGUUGAAAACAUCGUGA
This is a messenger RNA of Ostreococcus tauri, 1377 nucleotides long. Its product is annotated as unnamed product. The transcript has a single exon. The record is from RefSeq and is a predicted model, not a curated record. Lineage: Eukaryota; Viridiplantae; Chlorophyta; Mamiellophyceae; Mamiellales; Bathycoccaceae. The coding region runs from base 1 to 1377 and encodes 458 amino acids.